CUCCUCCGGUUUCACCGGUAGGGGACUAAUUACCAGGUUGACCACCAAGAUGGUGGCCAAGGGAAAUAACUCGGAGAGAAAAUACGUCAUAUGAAAACUAUCUGUACGUUACAAGUAAAUCAGUCGGGCUCGUUCCCCUCGGAAAUUUAACUUUCGUUUCAGUGAUGGCCACUGGCACGCCAUUUCUUCAUGAAAAGUUGGAUUUAACCAUGUGCUCUAUCUGUUUAGAGAAUUUCAAAUCACCAAGGUAUUUACCAUGUGCACACACUUUUUGUCACACGUGCUUAUCAACUCGCAUUAAAGCUAUAUGUACAACGAAUGAUGACGAUCAGCAACUCGGAUUUCCCUGCCCUUUGUGUAGAGCAUUCGUUCCUGCACCGGGAGCAAUUGGUCGGUUUCCUUUGGACAAAUGGGUGAGUCAAUUUCCUGAAAAUGAACAUGUGGGUUCGUUAGUUAGAAAAGGCGGUGGUCUAUCUCUAAUUCUAUGUAACCCAUGCAACAGGGAAGGAGAAGAGAAUGAAGCUAGUAGAUGGUGCCAGGAAUGCGCUGAGGCUCUGUGUGAAGAUUGCUUAAAAUAUCACAAAAAAAUCAAAUCAACACUCCAUCAUGAAACAGUUCCCAUAGGUGAAAAUUUUACUACACUUGUGCCUUCUCAGCGCUUUAAUAUGGACAUCUGUGAAAUUCACGAAGGAAGAAAAAUUGAUAUGUUUUGUAAAUGUCAUUUCACACCAUGCUGUGUUUUAUGUGCUACGAAAGAGCAUGGAAGUUGUCAAAGGCUGUGCCCAAUAGAAGAAGUUGCUGAAAAACUAAUAGGUGCUGAAAGUAUUCAAUUUUUGCAAGAUGGUAUAGGUCGAUUAGACCGUCUUUUAGAAACGGUUAUCAAAGAGGAGAAAAUUAAUCUGGUUGAUAUUGAUGAUGUAGCUGACAAAAUUGUAAAUGAUAUUACAAAAACAAAAGAUAAAGCUAUAGAAUCUGUGAAAAGAUUGGAGGAAAAACAUUUAAAUGAGGUUGCAAAGUUGUCCAAAGAUGCUAAAGCAAAACUUGAAAAAUCUAUUGAGGCUUUGGAGCAAAGACGGUGUUAUCUACAAUACUGGAAAGAAGCAACAUCGAAAAAUUUAUCGCCUGAGGAAUCAUCAGAAUCAGAGUUUGUUCUGUCAUACAUAAAAUUAGCACAGAUAUUUAAAGAUUUAAGAAAACUGGAUAUUUCAAAGUUAGAAGUGGGAAUAAAGUCUACUAUACACAAGAGUGUUGGUGAACUGAUUGAACUACCUAGCCUGGGCGAAAUUUAUCUAAUGGAGGGCAUAAAGUCUCUGAUGCUGAAUGAAACUAACAUAAAACAUGCCGAAGCUCAAAUGAUUUCUGAAUUUAAAAUUGAUGUCGAUAAUUUAAGAGGUGGAGUUUAUCUAAGAAACAAUGAACUCAUUGUGACUGAUUAUUCGAAGAAGAGAUCUCGACUGAUACGCUGUAAAACAGAUGGGCUCAUUUUGAAAGAAGUGACUCUCAAAGACCGUCCAUGGGAUGUUUCUCUCUACGAUGAAAACCACAUAUAUGUUACACUCCCAGAUGUGAAAGCGAUUCUAUUGUUGAACACUGAUUCACUGAAUAUAGUAAAACGGAUCGAUUCUGGCUAUUCAUGCUUUGGAAUGUCACAGUCAGGUAACACGAUUGCAAUCGGUUGUCAAUUAACAUUAAAAGUACUGGACAAGGAUUUUCAAAAUAUAAGGAGUUCGAGUGAUUUACGUAAUAUGUAUGAUGUAGCUGUGAAUGUGGAGGAAAAUAUCAUUUAUUCCAGUUACACUGAUCAUAUCAUCAGAAAAGAAGACAGAAAAGGAAAUGUUUUGUUCACAUACUACCAUGAGGAAUUAAAAAGUCCAUAUGGAUUAACAGUGGACAGACACGGAAUUAUCUAUGUGAAUGGCCACAAAAGCAAUAAUAUACACAUUUUGUCACCAGAUGGUGAAAAUCUAAGAAUUUUGAAAGGAGUGAAAGAGCCCCUAUGUAUCAAAUUUCAGGAGAACAGUAACCGAUUCUUUGUGGCGGAGACUGGGGGUACUGUGAAAAUAUUUGAAUUUACCACAUGAAGUUGUUAAAAUGGUGUUCUUGAUAGGAAAUCAUAAAUACAGGGCGAAUCCUGGAUUUUUUAGAGGAUGCGUACGGUAGACUUGAACAAUCGAAGAUUUUUGAUAAAAUCCUCUGUAAGAGCAGGACUGAACUCCUGCCCCCGACAGAGUAAAUCCUGCUAGUUUAUGUUUUUGAUUGUGAAAUAGACAUUUAAUUUGCAAUUAAAUGGGGGGGGGGGGGGGCACAACUCUUGAAAAAAUUGUGUUUCUGUAUUUGUUCAGUUUAUUCUCCGUUCCAUUUUCAAAUUCGCUUGGUAUAUAUGUACAUAUAUAUUCUGAAUGCAGUGGGUAUAUAAGUGUAUUUCUACACAUGAUUUUACUAUUCUUUAAGGCUGAGAUCUUAAAACAAAAUUUUAUACCACUUAAUAAAAAUACACGUUGUAAAUACAAUGUAUUUACAAAAUCAUUUGCAGGUGUCUUGACAAGACUAAAUUCCUAACACAGCAAGAAUAACCGACAUUACUUGUUUUAAGAAUUUUUAAUGUUGAACAACCCUUUGCUAUUAAUUUCGUUUUGCGUUGUGUUCUACAUUACUCUGUAUACUGUGCACCAUUGUACUAAUGGACGAAUUGUAUUUAUAUAGGCUUAUUGUUUGCUGAUAAAUCUAAG
Messenger RNA from Saccostrea echinata, 2729 nucleotides. RefSeq names its product E3 ubiquitin-protein ligase Midline-1-like. Gene Ontology annotation, cellular component: nucleoplasm; chromatin. The transcript has a single exon. Gene Ontology annotation, biological process: positive regulation of DNA-templated transcription. Lineage: Eukaryota; Metazoa; Mollusca; Bivalvia; Ostreida; Ostreidae. The coding region runs from base 165 to 2081 and encodes 638 amino acids. The record is from RefSeq and is a predicted model, not a curated record. Gene Ontology annotation, molecular function: ubiquitin-protein transferase activity; zinc ion binding.